Molecule: messenger RNA, 1477 nt
Organism: Phyllopteryx taeniolatus (common seadragon)
Lineage: Eukaryota; Metazoa; Chordata; Actinopteri; Syngnathiformes; Syngnathidae
Gene: psma8
Product: proteasome 20S subunit alpha 8
Exons: 7
Coding region: 130-885 (251 amino acids)
Biological process (GO): ubiquitin-dependent protein catabolic process
Cellular component (GO): nucleus; proteasome core complex; proteasome core complex, alpha-subunit complex
Source: RefSeq, a predicted model, not a curated record
AAGCGCAUGCGCCGUCCUCAACAAGCGGCAGCGUUCGAUUGAGUGACUUGCGGCUAAAAACUAGCUGAAUCAUUUGGCCAACGUGUCCCUUUUCCCUUUUUCUUGUGGUUGCACGCGUCUUGCGAAGCCAUGGCGGCGAGAUACGAUAGAGCGAUCACCGUCUUCUCCCCGGACGGACAUCUCUUUCAAGUGGAGUACGCGCAAGAAGCUGUGAAGAAAGGCUCCACGGCGGUGGGAAUCAGGGGAAAAGACAUCGUCGUCCUCGGAGUUGAAAAGAAAUCAGUAGCCAAGUUGCAGGAGGAGAGAACCGUCCGCAAGAUAUGCGCCCUGGAUGAGCACGUCUGCAUGGCAUUUGCAGGACUGACGGCAGACGCCCGUAUCGUGAUCAACAGAGCGCGUGUUGAGUGUCAGAGCCAUCGGUUGACUGUGGAAGAUCCCGUCACUGUGGAAUACAUCACACGUUACAUAGCCACAUUGAAGCAGCGCUACACCCAGAGCAACGGUCGCAGGCCAUUCGGCAUCUCUGCUUUGAUUGUCGGCUUCGACGACGAUGGGACUCCCAGGCUGUAUCAAACUGACCCGUCGGGGACGUACCAUGCCUGGAAGGCGAACGCGAUUGGCCGCAGUGCCAAAACGGUGAGAGAAUUUCUGGAGAAGAACUACACAGACGAAGCCAUCGCUGGAGACAAUGAGGCGAUCAAGUUGGCAAUCAAAGCUUUGCUCGAGGUGGUCCAGUCAGGUGGGAAAAAUAUUGAACUGGCUGUUAUCAGACGGAAUCAACCACUGAAGAUCCUGGAGUCCAAGGAGAUCGAGACGCUUGUGGCUGAGAUUGAAAAGGAAAAAGAGGAAGAGGCCGAAAAGAAGAAGCAGAAAAAGUCCACUUGAAAUCUUUAUUCUUCUUCUUCUUUUUUUUUUUUUUUUUUAUUGCACUUGGAUAUGGAAGUAGCCUUUUUAGGGAGGGUAAAGGGGGCUGAUAACUCAUCAUAUAUUUCACUGUAAAGAGGUGAAUCCUAACUUGGGAUACUGCACCAGAUGUACUAUACCUCCAGCUGUGUGUAAAUACUCAUACAUACAUGCAGCGCUCAAGUUAGGUUUCACAUAAGGACACUUUUCUAUCAUUCAUCAAAGUGCUUUGAUGAUGACAAAUAUCCCAUUUUAAAAUAGACCGUUCAGAAUUGUAAUUGGGAACAAUUCUCAAUAAAAGAUGACUUGUUUAUAAAGCCUUACUGACCUUCAUAUCAUGACACAAAAGAGGAAAAAAAACAUGACAGUAUCUCAGCUUUAUAGUGGGGGACAACAAAAGCCUCAGGGGAUAAAUAAAGAAUUCUUGCUCUUAAUGACAACAAUUGCAGAUAUUACAAUAUUCAUACAUAAUCUACCAGUAUUUGCUUCAGCCUAAGGAAGUCCACAUCACAUGUCACAGUCUCUUUUGUCAAUUCUCUAAAUAUAAUAAAAAAUGCAGUUAUUUAAAGCACCA